AAAAGCGCUUCUUCCUGCGCUCACCGGAAACCGAUGAGAAGCAUGGCGUCACACAGGACAGACAGAACGAAAAGCGCCACAUCAAACACUGGAGAUGUUCCCAAACUCGACCUCCUCCUUCACCCAGAGCUUCUUUCUCCGGAGUUCAUUCAGCUUACGUUACACGAGAGGAAGAUCGCAGUGAGUGAUGAAGAGGACCGCGAGCGGCUCACAGAUCUGUACUUGCGGCAUGUCAUCCCUCUCCCGCAGAGGGACCUGCCCAACAGCCGCUGGGGGAGUCGCGUGGAGCGGAGCAGACCGCGUCAGAGUUCAAGCAGUGAUAGUGGCAGGAAGAGGCCGUUGAUUGUGUUUGACGGCAGCUCUACGAACACUGGCAGUGUUAAGAUGAAGAAACCUGAUCCUUCACCAGCGCCCGUCACCACAGACCGACUAAAGCCUCCAGUGUCCAGCAUCAAUCUCACAAACCCCAUACGCAAGCUCUCGGGGACCUCUACAAACUCUUCCUCCAAUUCCUCUAACAAGACCCCAGUGUCAUCACCAGGGGCCGGUCCCAAGAGCCCCUGUAAUGACUCCAAAACUGCCAACUCCUCAGCACAUUCAAACAACACCACGUCUAAACUGAAGCGCACGUCCCCCAGUGAUGGAGAACCCAACACUAGUGACAUUAAGUCACCUGAUGCAAAGAAAAAGAUUCAACAUGUCACAUGGCCAUAAUCUGUGAAGUCAUCUGGGAUGGACAUUCAACGCCACUGAUGUCGUCUGCUGGGUCUCUGAGGCAAAGACAGACCCCAGAAUUUGAAAGAUGGGUUCUUGUCACACAUCUUUACUUCCCAGCCUCAGGAAAGGUGACUCGUGAAAUGUGACCCUCUGGUUUUUUCACACUAGGAAACACUUCUGCUUUUGACUUGAUGCGUGGUGAAGGAACCGAGACAUUCCUAGCAGUUUUAUGUUAGACUGAUCAGUUUUUCACUUUUUUUAGCAAUAUAAUUCUUGCAAUGAACACAUUUUCCGUUGUGAGUGAAUUAUGUUGGUCAAUCAAAUCCACUUAGAUGGAGAAUGGACAUGCUUUCCAUUGGGCUGCAGUGUUUUACUGGUAUAGAAGUAUUCCCAGUAACUGGAUGUGCUUGUACUGAGUGGCAUUUCGAAGAAAUCUCUUAUUUCUCCAAUAAAAUGUUUGCAAGUGCUUUAGCCAUUAUCAGGUAAAUCCCUCGACCAUUUUUGUAUUCCUAGCCCCAAAGGUCCAAAAUACAAUUGUGUGUAUUGCAUCAUACGUUGAUGUGUUUUAGUAAGAAAAUGAUAUGAAGGGUGUUUCACAUGUAUGUCUUUUAGUGGUGGUCUUUUCUAGACAUUAUGAAUUGAGUUUUUAUUGACCUGCAUGGAAUGUUCCUCAGUGACAACAAGCCUGAUAAAAUAAAUGGCUGAGAUCAUUGGUCA
This is a messenger RNA of Carassius auratus (goldfish), 1434 nucleotides long. RefSeq names its product chromosome 9 C2orf49 homolog (gene tslig2). Gene Ontology annotation, biological process: embryonic morphogenesis. The record is from RefSeq and is a predicted model, not a curated record. Gene Ontology annotation, cellular component: tRNA-splicing ligase complex. The coding region runs from base 34 to 714 and encodes 226 amino acids. Lineage: Eukaryota; Metazoa; Chordata; Actinopteri; Cypriniformes; Cyprinidae. The transcript has 4 exons.